Merops nubicus (carmine bee-eater) is the source of this 952-nucleotide messenger RNA. It is a transcript of the gene GPC5, whose product is annotated as glypican 5. The record is from RefSeq and is a predicted model, not a curated record. Lineage: Eukaryota; Metazoa; Chordata; Aves; Coraciiformes; Meropidae. Gene Ontology annotation, biological process: regulation of protein localization to membrane; cell migration; positive regulation of canonical Wnt signaling pathway. The transcript has 3 exons. Gene Ontology annotation, cellular component: extracellular region; cell surface; plasma membrane. The annotation marks the transcript as partial.
AGACCUUUGAGUCUUUGCUUCGCUUUGCUGAGAACCGCACAAGUUCCCUGUUUGAGACAGCUUACAGACCUAUGGCAAAAGAAGCAGCAGAGCCUGUUAAAGAACUGUUUACAGACCUCUCUCUCUACAUUCUGGGCGCAGAGACUACGGUGGAAAGUGCAGUAUUACGGUUCUUUGACAGUCUCUUCCCUCUGGUGUAUAGUCGGCUAAUAAACCCAGGAAUUACAGAUUUAUCAGAGGACUAUACAGAGUGUCUGCGGCUUACAAGGCAAGACAUAAAUCCUUUUGGACGCUAUUCUAAAACCCUGGUUACAGAGCUGUCAAAAUCUCUUUGGGCAAGUCGGAUGCUCAGCCAGGCCCUCAGUCUGGGCGUCGAAGUGAUAAAUACUACUGAACAUGCAGCUCUCACCAAGGAGUGUAGCAAAGCUCUGGUGAAGAUGCAGUACUGCCCACAUUGCCAGGGCCUGACGCUCAUCAGACCCUGUGUCGGGUACUGUCUGAACGUCAUGAGGGGCUGUUUGGCCAGUGUGUCAGAACUGGACAUGCAGUGGAGGGGGUACAUCUCCACGCUGGAGUAUCUGACUAACGAAGUGGCUGCCUCACACGACCUGGAGACUGCGCUGACGGGAAUCCGCAACGCCGUCAACGAAGCCGUCCUGCACGCGCAGCUCAACGGCCCACAGCUCUCUGCCACAGUUGAUAAAGUGUGUGGACAGCCCAAAAAACAAGAAGGGAACCUGUCGUCAGACAACAUCGUGGCAGUGAAGGAAGUGACUGAAACCCAGACGUUCGCCCUGGCUCAUGCUAGCCUGAACAAUAAAAGGAGAGAGUUCAUCAAUUACAUGAAGCGAUCCCGAACCUUUUAUGCCUCUAUAGCAGAAAGGCUUUGUGAUGGAGACCUGGUGAUGAGAGACAGCUCAACCUGCUGGAACGGAGAGGAUGUUGUAGAAAG